UCACCGUCUGUCCACACCACGACGUCGACGAGCGACAAGCGUCAAUGUAGGUACCGGUUUGUGUUUAAUCCGUAGUGUUUGUCGUACUCGUUCUUUUGCGUUCACCGUCGUGGACCCACUCCAGAAAAGAAUUACGACGCCAAUGUGAAUUCUCAUCGGUUGACCGUUCUGACCGUUCCGUAUUUCUCUUUCGGCGACCUUUUAUAGCAAAGCGACUAUCCGAACGUCAACAUGUAUUUAAAGACGUGGAAAGAAUUUGAAACCGCUUCGUACAACCUGCUCCUCAAAGAUCCGACCAGGGUCAGAUGUACUAUGAAGUAUUGUCAUAGUGAAUCAACUGUGCAAUUAAAAGUAACUGAUGAUAUUUCGUGCUUGCAGUUUAAAACCUCAGAUAUACAAAAUGUAAAGAAAAUUGAAGUAUUUUAUGCUACAAUUAUGAAACAAAUAAUAUCUAAUGAACUUUGAAAUUGUAAUCAAAAAUUAUUUAUUUUAAAUUGUGAAAAUGUAUAAUUGUAUAAGUACUUAUUGUUAUAACAUCAAAAUAUACAAAAAAAGUAUAUAAAUAAUAAAAUGUAAGAACAUUCCAAACGAAAACACUAAAUACCAUAUAAGAUUAGUUGUCUUAUUAUUUGAUGCCGUAAUUAUUUUGAAUAAUUAUUUAUUAUAUGAGUUAGGAGUUUGCUACUCCUAAAAAUAUCGAAAAAAUUGCUCAAAUAAAACACAUUCAAAUU
Molecule: messenger RNA, 731 nt
Organism: Rhopalosiphum maidis (corn leaf aphid)
Lineage: Eukaryota; Metazoa; Arthropoda; Insecta; Hemiptera; Aphididae
Gene: Srp9
Product: signal recognition particle 9 kDa protein
Exons: 3
Coding region: 232-465 (77 amino acids)
Biological process (GO): SRP-dependent cotranslational protein targeting to membrane; negative regulation of translational elongation
Cellular component (GO): signal recognition particle, endoplasmic reticulum targeting
Molecular function (GO): 7S RNA binding
Source: RefSeq, a predicted model, not a curated record